Messenger RNA from Adineta ricciae, 1533 nucleotides. The record is from the annotation of a GenBank genome assembly. NCBI's taxonomy places the organism in Eukaryota, Metazoa, Rotifera, Eurotatoria, Adinetida, Adinetidae.
AUGAUGACCGUUCUAUCGAUGAUUAUUUGGUGUCUCCUUUUAUCUCUUAUUCCACGUGCUUCCUCAGAUGUUUAUUAUACUGAAGGAAAUAGACUCAUAGAAGAAUAUGAUGAUCAAGCAGCUAAUUUCGGUCCGGCACUUACAGCUGACGGAAUAAAGGGCUAUGUAAUAUUAACUAAUCCAAAAAAUGCUUGCACUAAGGUAGCAGCGGCACCUAAUAUAACGCUUGCUGGUUACCGGUGGAUUGCAUUAAUUCCUCGAACGAAUUCAGUUGAUGUGUGCGAUUUCGAUCUUAAAGUCUUAAAUGCUCAAAAUGCAAAUUUUAGUGCAGUUAUUAUUUACAAUUACGAUGAUUCACUUAUAUCGAUGGGUGCACAUGGACGCAAUAUUCAAAUUCCAUCAACAUUAAUAACCCAUUCCGAUGGAGUAUCAAUUAUUACGAAUUACUUGUACAAUCAAACAGCAUCGAAGUCAUCUUCUCAAUUUUAUAUCAGAUUGACCGGUGAACAGUUAUUCAAUUUUCGUCCUUAUUUAAUACCAUUCCUUUGUAUUAUUGGUAUAUCACUUCUUGGUUUCAUCAGUUUUAUGAUGGUGAAAUGCUAUUUGCAACAUCGUCACACUCGUCGUCAUCGCCUACCGCGAUCAGCUUUGAAACAGUUGAAAGUUAAAAAAUUUGUCAAAGGUGACCGAUGGGAAGUUUGCGCUAUUUGUCUUGAUGAUUAUGAAGAUGGUGCAAAAUUACGCAUAUUACCUUGUGAUCACGCUUAUCACAUGAAAUGUAUCGAUCCUUGGCUAUUGAAUAAUCGACGUCAAUGUCCUGUAUGUAAACGUUAUGUAUUUCCAAAUCAUGACAAUUCAGAUGAAGAAAGUAACGAGCAUACUACAACAGAACGGACACCAUUGAUACAGCCCUCGAAUGAUGAUUCAAUACCUGAACCUUCUCUGACUGGUCAAACAGGUAGAUCUGAAACAUUCACAGCGAGUCAACAAUUAAUAGAUUUAUUUAUAGAACGUCGAAGAACUGGAUUAUUCCGUUCUGGUGCUUCUAAUAACAAUGGUCGUAAUGAUGCUUUUGAUUCCGAGGGAAAUGAUGAUGUCGAAGAUAUUUCUGUACUGCCAAGACAGUCAACAGCCAAUCGAAUAACUACAACCGAUCUUGUAUUCGAUCAAUCGGAAUCAAAUUUUCAACGUCAUUCGCAUCCGCAACUGCCACGCAUUGUUCUACGUCAAUCAAGCACUGACGAACGAAAUAAUAAUAAUAAUACAAACACAACAUUAACAUCCUAUGGAAGUUUUCAUGAAUCUCCAUCAGGAUCGUUUACUACGCCGCGUGCUGCAAAUUUCUUCGUAGGUUCUCUAGGUGGUACUACUGAUAAUACCAAUGUAUCAGCGCGUUCAGUUAUCGAAGAUGUCAGUGAUGUUGAACCAGACGAAGAUGACGAACGAAUGCAUUCAGUGUUGACUGAUGUUGAAAUAAACCAAGCAUAUGUUCCCGAUGAAGAAAAGACGGAUGUACUUCGAACAAAUGUAUAA